Molecule: messenger RNA, 3474 nt
Organism: Hemicordylus capensis (graceful crag lizard)
Lineage: Eukaryota; Metazoa; Chordata; Lepidosauria; Squamata; Cordylidae
Gene: ALDH6A1
Product: aldehyde dehydrogenase 6 family member A1
Exons: 12
Coding region: 306-1895 (529 amino acids)
Biological process (GO): thymine catabolic process; L-valine catabolic process
Cellular component (GO): mitochondrion
Molecular function (GO): methylmalonate-semialdehyde dehydrogenase (acylating, NAD+) activity; malonate-semialdehyde dehydrogenase (acetylating, [NAD(P)+]) activity
Source: RefSeq, a predicted model, not a curated record
CGCGUCUGUCGGAUCAAGGGGGAUGGGAGCCUCCUGCUGCCCUUUGCUGUAUUUCUCUCUCUCCUCUCCACUGUCGGGGCGGUUAGGGUUAGGGCGGUCGGGUGCUUUAAUUAAAGCUGAAGAAACUAGCCCGGGGACGGUAGUGACCCUCAGACUUUGGACCCCAGACCACGCCCACCUGGCAAGGAAGACAAAGUCUGGCUCUCUACCGAGGUCACUUUGCGUCGGGGAGAUCAGCCUGGGGCUUUGGGAACUUGAGAGCUGGAGAGACUUGACUUCAGUCUUAAGCGGGCUGCUUGUUUCAAAUGGUCCGCCGAUGUGCAUGUAGAAGGUCCCAGAUCCCUAGGAAGCUUAGUCUCAAUGGGCAUUCCUCUUCCUCCUUCUCAUCCUCUUCAGUGCCAACAACCAAGCUGUUCAUUGAUGGCAAGUUUGUCGAAUCCAAAAGUAAUGAAUGGAUUGAUGUUCAUAACCCAGCCACCAAUGAAGUGGUUAGUCGUGUUCCAAAAGCCACACAAAGUGAGAUGGAAGCAGCACUGGCUUCAUGCAAAAGAUCUUUGCAGAACUGGUCUGAGACAUCAAUUCUGAGCCGACAGCAAGUCUUCCUGCGAUACCAACAGCUCAUCAAAGACAAUCUGAAAGAAAUUUCAAAACUCAUCACCUUGGAGCAAGGCAAGACCCUGGCUGACGCUGAGGGAGAUGUGUUCCGAGGCCUCCAGGUCGUUGAACAUGCUUGUAGUGUGACGUCCCUUAUGUUGGGCGAAACUCUUCCCUCCAUUACUAAAGACAUGGACACUUACACAUAUCGUUUGCCUCUGGGAGUAUGUGCAGGCAUUGCACCCUUCAAUUUCCCAGCCAUGAUUCCUCUUUGGAUGUUCCCCAUGGCCAUGGUGUGUGGAAAUACUUUCUUGAUGAAGCCUUCAGAACGUGUGCCAGGAUCCCUCAUGUUCCUUGCCAAACUAUUGCAGGAUGCGGGUGCUCCAGAUGGAACUCUGAACAUUAUCCAUGGACAACAUGAAGCUGUGAAUUUUAUUUGUGACCAUCCCGAUAUCAAAGCCAUCAGCUUUGUGGGAUCUAAUAAGGCUGGAGAACACAUCUAUGAAAGAGGUUCCAAGAAUGGCAAGAGAGUCCAAGCCAACAUGGGAGCUAAGAACCAUGGAGUGGUAAUGCCUGAUGCCAAUAAGGAGAACACUCUGAAUCAGUUGGUUGGUGCAGCUUUUGGAGCAGCUGGGCAGCGCUGCAUGGCCUUAUCUACAGCAGUCCUGGUGGGAGAGGCUCAGAAAUGGUUGCCAGAAUUGGUGGAGAAGGCGAAAAACCUGAGAGUUAAUGCAGGAGACCAACCAGGAGCAGAUCUGGGGCCCUUGAUCAGCCCUCAGGCCAAAGAGCGUGUCUGUCAGCUGGUUGACAGUGGUGAGAAGGAAGGGGCUACCAUUCUACUUGAUGGACGAAAGAUAAGAGUGAAAGGCUUUGAAAAUGGCAAUUUUGUUGGACCGACUAUCAUUGCUAAGGUUCAGCCUGAUAUGACUUGCUAUAAGGAGGAAAUCUUUGGACCAGUUCUAGUGGUUCUGGAAGCAGACACCCUGGAUGAAGCAAUUGACAUCGUUAACAAGAAUCCCUAUGGGAAUGGAACGGCAAUCUUCACCACUAAUGGUGCCACUGCUCGGAAAUACUCCCAUUUAGUGGAUGUUGGGCAGGUUGGUGUGAAUGUUCCAAUUCCAGUGCCUUUGCCAAUGUUCUCCUUCACUGGCUCACGUGGGUCCUUCAGGGGUGACACCAAUUUCUACGGCAAACAGGGGGUGCAAUUCUACACACAGUUGAAGACAAUCACUUCUCAGUGGAAAGAGGAAGAUGCCACCCUUGCCAAGCCUGCUGUAGUUAUGCCAACCAUGGGGAACUAAAAGCAGUGUGUGCGUCACUUGUUAGAGAAGGUGUUGAAAGUGUUCCUCAUCUACUACGGUGAAGGGUACUCUUUGAUGUUCCCUAAUUCCAUUGUUGCCCUAGAAAUACAAAGACCUCUUCAUUUCAAAUCAAAUUGGCCAAGGGGCUUUAACACAAAAUUUAGAUUUUUCAUCUUCAGCUAAGCUAAAUGCAUCUUCUAAAGGAAAUACUCUGCUUUGAGUAAUCAGACAAAAAUAUGAUCAGCUUCUGUCCAAGCUCUAUUCUCCAUUGAAUGUUUGCUUUUUGGUGCCAAUUAUAUCAGUUGCUGGUAUCACUAGUGCAGUUCACAUGUGGUGUGCCCUGGUCCUGUAAGACUGUAAAUCAGUUUUCCCCUAAGAAACUCUGGGUAUUUUGGAGCAGCAGAUUUCUUUGUAAUAGGACUGUGUGGCAAAUUUUAGGAAAGAGAAAUCUGGCCCUUAACUUUAGUAAAUAGUCUUCAAGAAUCCAACACAGAAGAAAUAGCUGCCCCAAGGGCAUGGUCUUGUGAACAACCAGAUACAGCUCACCUUCAUUGGGAGCUUUUAGUCCCCAUCAUGCAUGGAAGCAAUGUGCUAAUACAGUUUUAAAAUAAGACUUUUUUCUACCUUACUCAGCAAUGUGCCUACAUAAGAUUUAUAUAUGAUUUUUUAAAAAAGAGAAUAUGUGUGAUCUGUUUCUAACAUUUCUGGAUCUAACGGGAAAGCAGAGAGAAUACUUUUCAAGAAACAAUCAGUCCUAUUAAGGUAGCUUUUGCUGGAAUAUUGCUUCCCAUUUCACAACUUUACCAAAUGUGAGUUGAGAACUGAAGACUCUAGCAAUAAUUAUGGGCGGACAGGUCAUCCUUCAUACUGGGAGUGCAUAGUACUUUUUAUAUGGAGAUCUUGGAUUGCAUAGCACCCUGUGGAGUGCACAGGUUGCUGUGAGUGAUGCAGCCAUGGGACAAAGGAGAUAGGGAUGCUACUUCUGGACUUAAUAGGUACCCUCUUCAGACAAUUUUAAAAAGCAGGGAUGCUGUACAGCAUCCCAAGAGUGCACCUUGAAGCCCCACCCCCCCGGGCUCAAUGGUUACAGCAUUUGCUUGCAGAGACAAACCCAUGCACAGACUCUGUCUAUAAUCGGACUGCCAAGAAGCCCCAGCUUUCAGUCACAGAAAGAAUCUGUUCACGGUUGCAACAUUUGUCUCUGGAGCCAAAAGUUGUAACCAUGAAUAGUGGGAGAUUUCUGAGCACAUCAGUGCAGAGAUGAGGCUUCAGGGUGCCUUCUUGGGAUGCAUCCCUGCUUUUAAAAUGUUUUAAGAGAGCUAAGAUGUCUAAAGUAUGAGUUUAAAAAAACACUCACUAGAAGAAUUUCCUCCUUUUACUUGGAAAUCAUGCUGUUAAUUCUUUUGUUUAAUCAAACAAACUCAGACUUCUAAAUAUUCUGCCUUGUGUAACAAGCAAGUGCUUAAAUUAAACACUUAAAUUAAAAUGAUAAUCAGUAGUUGAAUUGGUUAUUCAUCUGUAUGCUAGAAGGGGACACAUAAUGGUGUUAAUCAUGAAUAAACAGCUAUUAAUUUCAGAA